Athene cunicularia (burrowing owl) is the source of this 1250-nucleotide messenger RNA. It is a transcript of the gene ZRANB2, whose product is annotated as zinc finger RANBP2-type containing 2. Gene Ontology annotation, molecular function: RNA binding; lipopolysaccharide binding. The record is from RefSeq and is a predicted model, not a curated record. Lineage: Eukaryota; Metazoa; Chordata; Aves; Strigiformes; Strigidae. The transcript is spliced from 13 exons. Bases 1 to 1230 code for a protein of 409 amino acids.
AUGCCCUACCUGGGCCUGGUUCAGGCACAGCCCUGCCCUGGCACCCGAGGGCAACAGAAGAAACGGGAGGAAUUGCACGAGAGGAUGACAGCCACCUGCAGCCAGCCCAACCGGCACAGCCACAAUCAUCUCGAUAAAGCCCUGCUGAAGUACCGUACAAUGAACAUGUAUUGCAUGAAGUGUCUAAUAGAAUUUGGAUUUAUACGGUGCCUUUCGCACUCGGGUUGUCCCCGAGCAGAUAACGCAGGAACUUCUCAAGCCCCCCGCCGCCCCGACAGGAAGUGUGGGAACGUUAACUUCGCCAGGAGAACCAGCUGUAACAGAUGUGGGAGAGAAAAAACAACAGAAGCCAAAAUGAUGAAAGCUGGAGGGACUGAAAUAGGAAAGACACUUGCUGAAAAGAGUCGUGGCCUCUUCAGUGCUAACGACUGGCAGUGUAAAACGUGUGGUAACGUGAACUGGGCUAGAAGAUCAGAAUGUAAUAUGUGUAAUACUCCAAAGUACGCUAAAUUGGAGGAAAGGACAGGAUACGGAGGAGGAUUUAAUGAACGGGAGAAUGUGGAAUAUAUAGAACGUGAGGAAUCCGACGGGGAGUAUGAUGAGUUCGGACGCAAAAAGAAAAAGUACAGAGGGAAGCCGGUGGGUCCCGUAUCUAUCCUGAAGGAAGUAGAAGAUAAGGAAUCUGAAGGGGAAGAUGAGGAGGAUGAGGAUGAAGAUCUCUCCAAAUAUAAAUUGGAUGAGGAUGAGGAUGAAGAUGAUGCUGACCUUUCAAAAUAUAAUCUUGAUGCCAGUGAAGAAGAGGACACUAAUAAGAAAAAGAAAUCCAAUAGGCGCAGUCGUUCUAAGUCUCGAUCUUCCCACUCCCGAUCUUCAUCGCGCUCAUCCUCUCACUCAAGCUCAAGGUCUAGGUCCAGGUCCCAUUCAAGGAGUUCUUCCAGUUCCAGAUCAAGAUCUCGUUCCAGUUCCAGAGAACACUCUAGAUCUCGUGGGUCGAAAUCAAGAUCCAGCUCCAGGUCCUACAGGGGGUCUUCCACCCCAAGGAAAAGAUCUUACUCAAGCUCUCGUUCAUCAUCUUCCCCCGAGAGAAGCAAGAAGCGAAGUCGUUCUAGAUCUUCUUCAUCUGGUGAUCGCAAAAAAAGACGAUCGAGAUCACGGUCACCCGAAAGACGGCGCAGAUCAUCAUCUGGAUCUUCCCAUUCUGGUUCCCGUACAAGUUCUAAAAAGAAAUAAUGUAUUAAAGCUCACAUUUA